Molecule: messenger RNA, 1077 nt
Organism: Rana temporaria (common frog)
Lineage: Eukaryota; Metazoa; Chordata; Amphibia; Anura; Ranidae
Product: gastrula zinc finger protein XlCGF67.1-like
Exons: 2
Coding region: 46-798 (250 amino acids)
Biological process (GO): regulation of transcription by RNA polymerase II
Cellular component (GO): PcG protein complex; transcription regulator complex
Molecular function (GO): DNA-binding transcription factor activity, RNA polymerase II-specific; RNA polymerase II cis-regulatory region sequence-specific DNA binding
Source: RefSeq, a predicted model, not a curated record
UUCAUAGAGGAGGACACUCCUACAGAGAUCAGCACAGGACACGCCAUGGAGAAACCCUUAAAGGAUCGUCUCACUUUAUCUCCAGGUUGUAAAAUGGAAGACGAGGACAUCACAGGAGAUUGGGGAGGAGAAAAGACAAUGAGCUCCACUAUGGAUGGAGGACUUCACAAUGCGGAUAGACCAUGGAAUCCCUCCGACUCUGAGCAACCUCGUACUGAGUGGAAUGGUUCUGGAAUUCGGGGGGAUGAGAACUUUUCCUGUCCUUUUUGUGGGGAAAGGUUUUACUCUGAAUUAAGUCUUUCUAUACAUCAGAGAUCUCACAAAGGGGAGAAGCUUCAGUCCCGUUAUUCCUGUUCUGAGUGCGGGAAAAGUUUUUCACAGAAGAAAAAGCUAACCGCUCACUGGAGAUUGCACACGGGCGAGAAACCAUAUUCUUGUUCGGAGUGCGGGAAAUGUUUUCUAUGGAAAUCGGACCUUGUUAUACAUCAAAGAACUCACACGGGUGAGAAGCCGUAUUCCUGUUCUGAGUGCGGGAAAUGUUUUUCUCGGAGGUACCAUCUUAACACGCAUCAGAAAUCUCACACGGGUGAGAAGCCUUAUUCCUGUCCUCAGUGCGGGAAACGUUUUUCACAGAAGUCCAAUCUUAAAACACAUCUGCUGUCACACAUAGGAAAAAAGUCGAAUUCCUGCCCUGAAUGCGGGAAAUGUUUUUCACAGAAGUCUUACCAAACAUCAGAGAACUCACACAAUCCUUGUGGUGUAUUAGGUUCCCAAGUGCAGGAAAUGUCUUCUAUAUGAAUCCUAUUUUGUCGCACAUCAGAGAUCUCACACGGGUGAGAAGCCGUAUUCCUGCCCUGUGUGCAGGAAAUUUUUAUCACAGACGUCUAGUCUUAGGAAAGAUCUGAAAAACCACACAACCCUCAAGGUUAAUUUAGUCUCUUGAGUGUGGGAAAUGUCUUCUAUAUGGAUCAUAUUGUGCCGUACAUCAGAGAUCUCACACUGGGAAGAAGCUCACCUUGAUAUACACCUCAGAAAACACGUGGCUGAGCGCUCCUCUGAUCUUUAUCAUGGAAGAAA